Messenger RNA from Lachancea nothofagi CBS 11611, 741 nucleotides. The record is from the annotation of a GenBank genome assembly. NCBI's taxonomy places the organism in Eukaryota, Fungi, Ascomycota, Saccharomycetes, Saccharomycetales, Saccharomycetaceae.
AUGAUUAACGGACCAAUUUCUCCACCUGCAUCUCCUCUGGAAAACAUGAAGACAAAACCUGUUGUUAAACUGAAUCCAGGCCACUGCAGAACCGUGGUGCCAGUAAAUAGAACCAGUGAUAUCGAGCGGGCCACGCUUACGCUGGCCAAAGCCUUCGUGGACUCGAAGGCUAAUGACUACCUCAUGAAGAAGUUCGUCAACAUCCCAAUUGACGAGCCAGUGUCCAAGAUGCGCAUCAACGCUGUUUUGCACUAUUUCAACACCCUGUAUUCAGAUAAGGGCGGGGAAAUUGUUGAGGCCAACGAUUUCGACGCCGUGGCUGUCUGGAGUGCCCCUGGUCGUCACAUUGACCAGGACUAUACAAACGACCCAGCUUUCAACAAGAUUUUCUUUGACGACUUGCACGACAAGCGCGAAGCGAUCUUGCAGGACAUAGAUUGCUACUACUUGUUCAUCAUUGGCAAAGACCUGACGCAACCCGAGGUUCGUGGUUCAGUCAGAGCCAUUUUUGAACACUACAAACAAAAAGCUGACGCCGAAGGCGUCGCUUUGGUCUUGGAGGCCAUUAGCGAGCAUGCCAAAUCCGUUUACGAGUAUUUUGGCUUUAAGAAUUACUACACUUUCACCUACGGUGUUGGUGAAGUUGAUUCGAACGGUAACCCCGAUCCUAACGGAGAAGGUUUCGUGGGUUACUUGAUGUUAUAUUAUAAGGGCGACUUGCCAGGCGCAACGGACAUGUAA